ACACACACGCGCGCGCGCAACACACACACUCGUUCAUCAUCAAUUAUGUGGCCGUGCCGCCGACGACGGAUCAUGUAUUAUAGUAGUAGUGCCCGAAAUACGUAUCGCGCGUCGUUGUGUUUAUUGUGAAUAUCAUGUUAUGUUGUUGUUAUCGGCCACGCUAAUUGCCGUCCGUGUAUCGUUGUGCGACGGCGAUGUUAUUGUCCGAACUACCGCGACAUUAGUGCCGGGUGCCGCCAUCGAAUUAUCGCGAUCGUCGUCGUCGUCGUCGUCGUCGUUGUUGUUAUUAUUACUAUUAUUAUUAUUAUUAUUAUGUAACGGAAUCGGAUCGCCGGACUCUACUGCUGGCAUCGUGCAAGAAACGGUAGCUGACAAAAUUCAACUAGAAAAAUAAAUCAGAAUAAAAUUCGAUUCUAGGUGGCUAAAGCGUAAUUGAAUGUAUGGUGUGUGCUGCAGACUGGAAGGCACCGUGGAUUCUAUACCACAGGGCCUAUUAGACGGCCGCCCUGCCAGUUCAGUGCUCCUCACUCAUCAUCAGUAUCAACAAUUACAACACAUACAAGCACAACAAGAACAAGCUGCUGCAGGAGGAUUAACAUUAACACUUCAUCAUCAAACUACAGGUACAGGAAAUAAUAGUGUACUUGCAGGAGGACCUCAAAUAGUUCUUGCAAGUUCUCAGGGGCAAGGCAUAACAACUUUCCCAACUGUUACCACACAACAAGCUGCAACAUUACAUCAACAUACAAGUUUUCAACAAGUGCUUCAUCAACAUGUUCAGCACUCCAACAUUCUUCACUCAACAAGCAUACGACAGAUGGGUGCCCAACAGCACACAUCUGGUACAAUGGUUCAACAACAACAGGCUACAGCAAUAUUGGAUACUACUAACACAAAAUGUAUACCACAAUCACCUUCAUCACCAUUCUCUUCUCGAUCACUUACUCCCUCUCCCCAACAGAGGGUUAUUACACCCCAACCACAAGUUAUCCAUCAGAUGAUGAGUACUAAUGGGCCGGUUUUACAAUUUAUUCAAUCAAAUAGUCGAAAUAAUGUAAAUAAUGUUCAAGUAAAAAAUAAACCGCCCCAAAUAUUACCUAAACCUAAUAAUCAUGUACAGAACCAUGCUAGUAUUAACAGCAUUAAGUCACAACAAACACAUCAUUCAACUUCAAUACAUAGUCAACAACAAGGUGCUUUCUUGAUAAAUCAAAUUAUGCCAACUGCUGGUGUAAUAGUUGGUCCACAAACAACUAGUGGCCUUCAGCUUUUUCUCAGAUCCCCUAAUACUCAAAACCAUAAUACGCAACAAGCUCAAGUCACUUGUAAUGGUACUCAAAUUUUACUUCAACAACCUAGACAACAGUCAAACCAAGUUGUGAGGUUGGUAAGUGGCCAAAGUGUCCAAUUACAACAAAUUCAAACAUGUUCUGGUCCAGCAUUAGUUGCAUUAUCACCUCAAUCCACUAUCACACAAUCACCAAAUAAUAGGUCAAUGAAUAUUAAAAAAAAGAAACCAAAAUUGCAUUCAAGGUCACAAGAUGAUGAACCUGUACGAUUAGACCUUGCAAAUCUAAUCAAAUUGUCUGGUAUUGAUGAAGAAGAAUCUGGUACACCUAUAAUGCAACAAAAUCAAUUAAAUCAAAAUAAUAGAAUACAACAAACUCCAACUCCCCCUCCACAAUCUCAUCAACAAUCUGCGCCUUUAUUAGCUCAAUUGCAAACUCCUACUUCUUCACCUCAAGGAGGUUUUCGUUUGUCUUUAGUAGAAGAUGGACGUAUGAUUGUACAUCAACCACAGAUAACCACUAAUACGUUAACUCAGAAUGUUUCUGCAAGUGUUGCUGCUGCAGCUCAGACACAGUUAGCUCAGUUAGUUGCUGAUCAUGGUGGUCACAUUCUUCAAAAUGCUGUUCUGAGUGUGGCUGGUGCUGAAUCAUUACUUCUAAAAGGAGGAAAUACGACGUUACCCACCCAACCACAAAAUGGCUCUGGCAUGCGUAUUUUAGCAGAUGUCUCUGGCCGUCUUCAAAUUGUAACUGUGUUAGAACCUCAAUCGUUACAACAAAAUAUUAUUAAUGGCCAACAUUUGAUGUUUCCCACCACUGGUACUCCUGUAAGUGUUGAAAAUCGACAAAAUCAUCAACAAUUUGUUAUGUCAACGCCUGUUGAGGAUCAAAAUAAAGUUAUGCAGCAAAAUAACAGUAUUCGAGUAAUGCAUAGCAGUAGUACAAUGGUGUCAAGUUUAGACCAUCAACAAAGUAGUAGCAUUCAACUUGUUUCUAACAUGAUGGAUAGUCGGCUGUUAGUAGCAGCUAAUAAUGAUUCUUCAAGAAGUAAUGAUAUUUUAUUUAAUGAAGAACAAAACCGAUUGCAAAUAGUUACUAAUUCUUCUACAUUAAAUAAAAAUGUAGAAUUACAAAAUCAAACUCCAAUAAUUCAUACUUCAGAAAGAGUUAUGCAAACUUCAAUAUCAAGGUCUAAAACCGUACCAGUAUCUUCCCAUAGUCCUAGAAGUAUUCAAUCUGUGAUAAGUCCUCAAUGUAGCCCAGCUAUGUCUCAUACCUCUAGAAGUAAUUCUAAGAGUCCUGCCUCUUAUAAUUCUCCUAUACCAUCACCAAAUGUUUCUCAAUCAUUUACACCAAUGUUGCCAAAUCGACCAAAUUUAACCAUUGUAACAUCACCACAGCAAAAUAGUAUGCAGUUUUCAAAACCAUGCGCUGCUGUUAUAUCACAAUCAAAUGAUAAUCAUACAACAUUGUCUAAUUAUCAAACGUCUGUAAUCAAUAGAACAAAUAACAGAAGUCCAUUAGCAGUUUCAUCAAAAAUAUUUAGACCAAGUAGUCCACCUAAAGCUUCUGUUCCUUUAGAAGUUCAAUCCCAAAAUGCGUUUUUAGAUAGUAUUGCCCAAUCUCAUCCGAAUAUUUUGAUCAAUAAAACUAUGGUUGUUCCACCAUGUGCUAAUAAAGCUCCUAUUAAACCAAGAAAAGUGAAAAGAGCUGCUGUUGUGAAACCAAUGGUAUUUCAAUGUGAUGAAAAAGAGAAAGAACAUCAUGAUACACCAGUUCCAUUGAAUUCACCAGAGAGUAGUAUUUCAAAUCAAAGGGUAAAAACAAUACAACUUACACCACAAAAACAACAGUUGUUAAAAGCAGUUCAAAAUCAAAUAUCUGCUCUGAGCGCUAAAAAAUACCGUACAAGUAGUGAACAAACUGCUUUACAAAGAUUGUUUAAUGAACAACAAAAAAUUUUACAAUGUGGCAAAAUUGUUCCUACUGUUUCUGGACAAAAUUCACAAGGAAUAACCUAUGUAUCUACACCUGUAAGAUUAGUGCCUCCACCUUGUCCAAUGUCAUCAAGUCCACCUCAUACCUUGUCGCCCCCUCUUACAGUGCAAACAUUAACUACUGCAUCUCCUCCAACUAGUAAUAAAUCAACAUCUCCCUUACAUGUACAAGUUGGAACUCAAACAUCUUGUGAACCUUCCCCAACUCUUCCUGCAUUUAGUGCUUCAAAACGAAUAUCAUUAAUUUCUGAGCGGAUAGCAGCUGAUCAAUCUGGUGCAACUAAUCCUGAUGUCGUGACGCCUUUUAGUUCAGUGAGUGAUGCUGUAAAACGAUUAUCACGUUAUCAUUGCUUAAAUGAAGCCGUAUUAUCUGAAAGAGAUUUGGAGUUAGCUGAUGAAAUAUUUGAGUCAACUGCGAAACAAAUGUUAGAUAAAAAAGCUUCAUUAUUUAAUAAAUACCGUUACCUAUUAUUUAAAGAAAGCAUGAGGGAAGUACAAACAUCUGAAUUGAUUAUGUUGGGACGAAGAUUUGAUGCUGAUGAGUCUGCACAAUUACAACAGUUGAAACAAAAUUUGAAUACAAAUUUAGUUGCUACUUCUACAAGUUGUAAUGAUGAAUCCGUAUCUAAAAAACGUGAACACCAACUGGAGGAUGAGCAGUCUACAUCAGAUAGCAAACGUCAUUGCCCUGAUGAUGAAGAAAUAAAUGCACAGGUGCAAAACGCCAUAGACAGUAUUUUGAAUUUGCAACGCAGUGAUCCGGCAACAGAUGAAGCGGUGCGCAGCAUUUUACCGUCCUAGCAUACUGGUCAUAGGAAAUGUUUGACCACAGCGUGAACAUUACAAUAUUGGUUCCUCAGUGUACGGAUUUCCUAAACGUGGUUUUGGUAAUAUUUGACUGUGUUAAUUUAAUUUUUUCCUUUCUUUUUUAUAUAGAUAUUUU
This is a messenger RNA of Melanaphis sacchari, 4229 nucleotides long. RefSeq lists its product as uncharacterized. The record is from RefSeq and is a predicted model, not a curated record. The transcript has 17 exons. The coding region runs from base 437 to 4087 and encodes 1216 amino acids. NCBI's taxonomy places the organism in Eukaryota, Metazoa, Arthropoda, Insecta, Hemiptera, Aphididae. Gene Ontology annotation, cellular component: SWI/SNF complex. Gene Ontology annotation, biological process: positive regulation of DNA-templated transcription.